Molecule: messenger RNA, 802 nt
Organism: Tripterygium wilfordii
Lineage: Eukaryota; Viridiplantae; Streptophyta; Magnoliopsida; Celastrales; Celastraceae
Product: ethylene-responsive transcription factor ERF084-like
Exons: 1
Coding region: 1-765 (254 amino acids)
Biological process (GO): regulation of DNA-templated transcription
Molecular function (GO): DNA binding; DNA-binding transcription factor activity
Source: RefSeq, a predicted model, not a curated record
AUGCGCACAGAAGCUUCUUUUCCCGUUCCGUUCCACAACACACCCGAUACGUGCCGGAGACCGGAACCGUUUCGCUUUCAACCCGAUACAAACUCUCUUUACCGAUCUAUAAUUGAAAACCAACUCUCAUUUCCCAUUUCUGAACCGUUUGUUCCACCGAACCACCUCCCCGAAUCAUCAUCCACUGUUUCGGUCGUUCUCUCACUUUGCAAUGAUGCUAACGAGACGAAACCUGAGGACGGGACCGGAAGAGCUCCGGUACUCGAUGGAAUUGGCGCUGUGGUGGGCGAGCACGUUCUGUUCGGAACCAACAACGACAACGGGAACAACAAGGAAUCCGAGACCAAAACGACGGAGAAGUCGAGCGUUGUUCCGGUAGUGAAGAACUACAGAGGAGUGAGGAAGAGGCCGUGGGGGAGGUGGUCAGCGGAGAUACGUGACCGAAUAGGGCGAUGCAGGCACUGGCUAGGCACGUUCGACACGGCGGAGGACGCUGCGCGUGCGUACGACGCGGCUGCGAGGAGGUUGAGGGGUUCAAAGGCUCGAACUAACUUCGAAAUACCUCCGAUCUUUCCGCACUUGUCAACAUCAACACCAACAACCAAAUCUAGUGAGGGGAAGAGGGGUAAGGCUAAACUGACAAGCAGUGUGAAGAGGAGUAACAGACAGUGCUCUGUAGUUACUUCCAUAGCUCAAUUAGUUAGUGCAGGUUGUGGCAGUGAGCUGGAUUUAAAACUGGGUGUGGGCUUUAGAGGGAAUAACUGAUAAGGGUCUGUGACUUUUGGUUGCCUUUUGUAGCUCU